Molecule: messenger RNA, 5945 nt
Organism: Meriones unguiculatus (Mongolian gerbil)
Lineage: Eukaryota; Metazoa; Chordata; Mammalia; Rodentia; Muridae
Gene: Cdk5rap2
Product: CDK5 regulatory subunit associated protein 2
Exons: 40
Coding region: 187-5910 (1907 amino acids)
Biological process (GO): positive regulation of microtubule polymerization; positive regulation of DNA-templated transcription; negative regulation of centriole replication
Cellular component (GO): microtubule organizing center; microtubule plus-end; mitotic spindle pole
Molecular function (GO): protein kinase binding; microtubule binding; calmodulin binding
Source: RefSeq, a predicted model, not a curated record
AAGCGCCGAGAAAGAUGGCGGCAGCUGCGGUUUGAAUUCUAGCGGCGCCGGUAGACAGAACAAGAGCUGCCUUGGAGGGGCGGGACCUGGGGAACUGAGUGCGUCGUGACUGCCUGGGGCACCAGGGCCAUCACCUUUGCAGACACCGGUGCCAACACCAUCUCUGUGUUCCGGACGGACUCGGUGAUGGAAGAGGACGCCACUCUGCCAGGAACCCUCAGCGGCUGCAGUGGCCUUUUUCCUGUUCUGCCAAGUGAUCUGGAUGUCAUCAGUGAUGCUGCUGGCUUGGGAAAUGGAGUGCUACCAAAUGUGUCAGAAGAAAAGGUCUCUCCUUCCAGAGCACGGAACAUGAAGGACUUUGAAAACCAAAUCACAGAGUUGAAGAAGGAGAACUUCAAUCUAAAGCUCCGUAUCUAUUUCCUUGAGGAGAGGAUGCAGCAGGAGUUUGCUGGCCCCACGGAGCACAUCUGCAAGACGAAAGUUGCAAGAAGAAUUUGGCUUUCUAGAGCUGCCAUGAAUCCAAACAGUACAAAGAACAUUGAACUCAAGGUGGAAGUGGAAAGUCUGAAGCGAGAGCUCCAGGAGAGAGAUCAGUUGCUCCUCAAAGCCUCCAAAGCAGUGGAGAGCCUAGCAGGAGGGGGUGGUUCCGAAGUCCAGCGGGUGGAGGAAGAUGCUCGGAAGAAGGUGCAACAGGUGGAAGAUCUCCUAACUAAAAGGAUACACCUUCUAGAAGAAGAUGUGAAAGCUGCCCAAGCAGAACUGGAGAAGGCCUUUGCGGGAACAGAAACAGAGAAAGCUCUUCGGCUCAGCUUAGAAAACAAGCUGUCAGCAAUGAAGAAGAUGCAGAAGGGGGACCUGGAGAUGACCCUGGCUCUGGAAGAGAAGGACAGACUGAUUGAGGAGUUGAAGCUGUCUUUGAAGAGCAAAGAAGCUUUAAUUCAGUGCCUUAAAGAGGAGAAAUCUCAGAUGGCAUCUCCUGACGCAAACGUGUCAUCUGGAGAACUCCGAGGACUUUCUGCCACUCUGAGGGAAGAAAAGGAGAGAGAUGGUGAGGCUGCACAUAGGGAACUGCAGAAGGAGAGAAAUCACUUUGAAGAGAGGAUCCAGGCACUUCAGGAGGACCUGAGAGAGAAGGAAAGAGAAAUUGCUACCGAGAAGAAAAAUAGCUUAAAGAGGGAUAAAGCCAUCCAGGGCCUAACCAUGGCAUUAAAAUCAAAGGAAAAAGAGGUUGAAGAACUUAACUCUGAAAUCAAAGAGCUCACUGCUGUCUUCACCAACACCAGAGAGAUUCCCUCAAAAACCCAGGGGUCUGAGGACUAUGAGGCUGCCUUGGCAGAAAAGGAAGCCCUUUUGCCCAAGCUGCACUCGGAAAACCUCACAAAGAGCACUGAGAACCAUCAGCUGCUCAGGAAUGUUCAAAAGGUUACCCAGGAGUUGAGUGAAAUGAAGAAGGAGAAGCUGAGACUGGAGAGGGACCUGGAAGAAGCCCACCGAGAGGGGAGCAGAGGAGCCCAAACCAUCCAUGACCUUAGAAAUGAAGUUGAGAAACUACGCAAUGAAAUGAAUGAGAGAGAGAAGGCAGUGGAGAAGCAUUAUGAGAAUCUUCUGGGAGAAAGCAAUAGAAAGUUCCAUACUCAAGAACAAGUGGUUAGACAUCCAACAGAAAGUACUAGUCAGGAGGACCUGAUACUUCAGAAAUCCAAUGAAAAAGAUUUGGAAGCAAUACAGCAGAACUGUUAUUUAAUAACUGCAGAGGAGCUCAAGUUUGGGAGCAAUGGCUUAAUAACAGAAAAGUAUUCGCAGCAGUCACCAGGCAGCAAACUCAUCUUCUCCAAGGAAAAGCAACAAUCAGACUAUGAAGAGCUGACUGGGAACUUAAAGACAGACAGGAGCAUCUAUACCCAUUUGGCAAAGACUUUGCAGGACACAGACAGUGUCAGUGAACUGCAGGCUGAGCUGAAAGAGGUUCUUGCCCUGAGGAAGCAGCUGGAACAGGAUGUGCUUGCCUAUCGGAAUCUGCAGAAGGCCCUGCAGGAGCAGCUAUGUGAAAUUCGGAGGCGGGAAGAAGAACCGUUUUCAUUUUAUAGUGAUCAAACAUCAUAUCUAAGUAUUUGCCUUGAAGAGCACAAUCAGUUUCAAGUGGAGCAUUUUUCUCAAGAAGAACUCAAGAAAAAGGUCAGUGACCUCAUACAGCUUGUGAAGGACCUACACACAGACAACCAGCACCUGAAGAAAACAAUUUUUGAUCUCUCUUCCAUGUGUUUUCAGGGAAAUGACAGACUUGAGUCAACAAAACAAGCAGAGAUCAUGGAAGACUAUGCUGAGGAUGGUUGCAAAGAUGGAUAUUUAAGGCACAUGGAGUCACAUCUUUUAGACCAUGGGGCCCACACAUCCAGCAUCCCUGGAGGCCAGAGCCUACAAGAUGAGCUCCAGGGCCUGCUUGCCACUUUCUCCUGCAAGAGGGCCACACCGUUGCUGGAAUCCAGGCCGGAUCUUCUGAAAGCACUUGGUGCCCUGCUUUUGGAACGAAUAUGCUUGGAGGAGCAGGGCCUUCCUGGAGACCACCUUGAUAGUAAAGCUGAGAAAGUGCUUCAGCAAGUAACUGUUCAGUUGAGAGAUGAACUUGGCCCUUCCUUCCCAGCCAAUUCAUUCUCCAAGUCACGCAAUGAACUCAAGUCAAUGUGGAGGACAGGUGACGAAGGCAAGGUGGGCCUGAAGAAUGCCUCAGUGCAGACCAUCACCAUUGAGGAUACCCCUCAUGGAUUCAAAUCUCUAAGAGAAGCUUGGGUAGAGAAAUCAAAAGAAGCCAUUUUCAGUACUGAGCCUGGGUCAGGGGCCUUGGGUGAGAUGCCAGGGCUACGGACCACUCCCCUUUCAUUCCCCAGUGCCAUCAACAAGGAUGCUGAGAAGACAGGCCUGCUCUUCCAAGUAAAGACAUCUGAGUUACUGGAAAAUACGUAUGAUCUUCCUGUCUCCCCGGAGGUAGUGGCUCAACUCCGGAGCCAGGUUCUAGAGCUGCAGAGGGAGCUGAAAGAAUUUAAAACCCGCAACAAACAACUCCAUGACAAGCUAAUUCUGGCAGAGGCAAUAAUGGAGGGGAUGGCAGUACCCAACCCUACACUGGUGAAUGGACUACCUUUCUUUGCACUCCGUUGGAAGGAUGGGGUUGCCUUGCAACAGGUGCCUGCAGCUCAGUCUGCUUUGAGAACAGCCUACGAGGACAACAUAGGCGAGCAAGAAGGACCUGAAACCACACCUUCUGCUGGGAGAGACAAAGAAGUGGACAGUGAUCAAUAUACAAGCUUUGAGAUUGAUUCUGAAAUCUGUUCUCCUGAUGACCUUGCCUUAGUACCAGCAUGCAAGGAGAACCCUGAGGACUGCCUCGACCCACCUUCCAUAGCCACUUACUUGAAUUCCAAGAGUCAGCUCUCUGUUAAAGUCAGUGUGAUUGGUACUGAGAACGUUGAUAUCCCUGAGGACAUAGAAGCCUUAAAACAGAAAAUCCAGAACUUGCAAAGUGAGCUGGAAGGCUACCGAAACUUCAUUGUCCAGCUACAGAAGCACUCUCAGUGCAGCAAGGCCAUUAUCACAGUUUUGUGUGGGACAGAAGGGGCCAAAGAAGGCUUAAACAAGUCUACAGGCCACAUUGAUGAAGAAGAAAUGACAUUUUCAAGUUUGCACCAAGUACGAUAUGUGAAGCACAUGAAAAUCCUCCAUUCCCUUACCCCAGAGAUGAUUGACGGCAGGAUAUUAGAGAGCUUCAAACAACAGUUGGUAGAACAAGAGCAGGAGCUACAGAAGGAGCAGGAUUUGAACUUGGAACUUUUCAGCGAAAUCCAUAAUCCGCAGAACAAGUUCCGAGACCUUUCUCCAUCAAGAUAUGAUUCAUUGGUUCAGUCCCAAGCCAGAGAGCUCUCCCUUCAGCGGCAGCAGAUUAAGGAUAGCCAUGACAUCUGUGUCAUUUACCGUCAACACAUGAGCAUCAUGAUCAAAGCAUUUGAGGAGCUUCUGCAGGCCAGUGAUGUGGACAGUUGUGUGGCUGAGGGCUUCCGGGAGCAGCUAACACAGUGUGCUGGACUGCUAGAGCAGCUGGAGAAGCUUUUUCUCCAUGGAAAAUCAGCUGGAGUAGAACCAUGUCCCCAGAGUGAAUUGCUACAGAAGUUAAGAACUGAGGAAGACAACUUUGCUUACCAACAUAUCCUGCCUGAAUCUCCUGAACCUUCUGCCUCUCAGUCACUGUCAGAUGAUAAAAUGUCUGAGAAGUCCUUCCUGUCCCGAGACCAGAAGCCAGACAGCGAGACAGUGGUGAGCCAUUUUCCUCAAGACUUACUAAUGGAACACAUACAGGAAAUUCGAACUUUGAGAAAACAUUUGGAAGAAUCUAUUAAAACAAAUGAGAAGCUCCGGAAACAGCUGGAACGACAUGGAUCUGAGGCUGACCAAGGUUCCACAAAUGUUUCUGCUUAUGGCUCAGAACUGCACAGCUCUCUGACAUCAGAGAUACAUUUCCUGAGGAAGCAGAACGAGGCCCUCAGUAUGAUGCUUGAGAAAGGGUCCAAAGAUAAACAGAAAGAGAAUGAAAAAUUACAGGAAUCCCUGUCCAGGAAGGUUGCAGGUCUUGAGCACCUUCAGCUAGAGUACGCCAGUGUAAGGGAAGAAAAUGAAAGGUUACAGAGAGACAUCAAUGAAAAGGAGAGACUCAACCAACAGCUGACUCAGGAGGUCUGCAGCACCCACCAGGAGCUGAGCAGGGUGCAGGAAGAAAUGAAAUCAAGGCAGCAGCUGCUCUCACAGAAGGACAAGCUGCUUCAUUCUCUCCAAGUAGAGCUGAAGGUGUAUGAGAAGCUGGAUGAGGAACAUGGGAAGCUACAGCGAGAAGCCCGAGGUGAGGCAUCUGGAGAAGGCUGGAUGGGGCUGGAUCCUUUCAGCAACCUGCAUGGCCUCCUGACCGAGAUGCAGGCUCUGCGCAAGCAGUUAGAAAAGAGCAUUCAGACUAACAGCACCCUGAGGAGCAAGCUGGAAGAGCAACUGUCACAGGGGUCAACAAAGGCCCAGGAAGGGGCCCUCACUCUGGCUCUUCAGGCCCUGUCUGUCACUGAGUGGUCACUUCAGCUGGACAAACAUGAUGGCAACAAAUGUCCAGAGGGCAGUGAUAAUUCAUUUGAUCUGUUUGAGUCCACUCAUGCAAUGGCUCCUAAAUCAGCCUCAUUGGACCUGAGCUAUUGGCAUGCAGGUGACAGCAUGGUUCAUCUUGGCAGUCUAGGGUCGACUUCUGAGACUCUUCUGCUUUCUGGAACUGAUGCUGACUCCCUCUCCUGUGACAGCAGUUCUACCCUGAGCCCCACUUGCAUGCCCUGCCUGGUUCCUGGCCACCAGGUGUGGGCCAGCAAGAGUGGCCACCAUAUACUGGGCCUGAUUGAGGACUAUGAUGCCCUUCAUAAGCAGAUCAGCCGGGGCCAGAAACUGCUUGCCAAGAUGGACAUUCAAACUCAAGAGGCUCUGAGCCCCAUACGUCAAAAGCUGGGGCCAAAGGAUUCACACUUUGUGCCUCUGAGCACAUUUCUCUCUAGCAUGAACAUAGCCAAGCUGAUCCUGGAAGAAGCCUCCAGGUUGCUGAAGCUCUUCUGGAGAGUCUCUGUUCCCACGGAUGGCCAGUGUUCACUUCACUGUGAGCAGAUUGAAGAAAUGAAGGCAGAGAUCACCACAUUACACAAAAAACUGUUUGAACAAGAAAAGAAGCUGCAGAAUACAGCAAAACUUCUGCAGCAGAGCAAACACCAGGAGAAAGUCAUCUUUGAUCAGUUGAUCAUCACCCACCAAGUCCUUCGGAAGGCCAGGGGAAACCUGGAGCUCAGACCUAGGGCGGCUGCCCAUCCAGAAACUUCCAGUCCCAGCAGACCGGGCUUGUGAGGAGAGCUUUCAGCUAAUAAAGCUUGUGGUCCUGA